Messenger RNA from Entelurus aequoreus (snake pipefish), 626 nucleotides. RefSeq names its product succinate dehydrogenase assembly factor 3, mitochondrial-like. Gene Ontology annotation, biological process: succinate metabolic process; mitochondrial respiratory chain complex II assembly. The transcript is spliced from 2 exons. The coding region runs from base 88 to 459 and encodes 123 amino acids. Gene Ontology annotation, cellular component: mitochondrion; mitochondrial intermembrane space. NCBI's taxonomy places the organism in Eukaryota, Metazoa, Chordata, Actinopteri, Syngnathiformes, Syngnathidae. The record is from RefSeq and is a predicted model, not a curated record.
GAAGAGCAAGCUCUUUCAUUUCCGGUUCAAGCAGCAAGGACGUUAGCUUGUUAGCUUGUUAGCUCCUGCUGUUUGUGUACGUCAAGGAUGAGUGGCUCUGGUCAUGUUUCUAAAGUGCGGACUUUGUACAAAAGGAUCCUUGUGCUGCAUCGUUUUAUGCCGAUACAUUUGAGAGCACUAGGAGACCAGUAUGUCAAAGAAGAGUUUCGAAAACACAAGAAUGCUUCUCCUCAACAAGCCAACAACUUCAUGACAGAAUGGCAGAAGUACAAGGACAACUUGCAGUCGCAGAUCCUGGAAGCUUCAGGAAGCAAAGGCGGCUCGCUGAGUCUGGGAGUCAACAUGUCUGAGAAAGAACUGAAUGACUUCCGCCAGGAACAGAUAGGUCAACUUUACGAGCUCCUGCUGGAGUCCACCAAACCUAAUUCACAAUUUCACAUCCAGGAGGACAAGUCAUGAAACAUGAAGUAUUAUUGUUGGACUGACUGACCUCCUGAAAAGACCUGUAACUUGUGUAAGUACAAAGAGUGUAUUAUGGGUUCUUAUACUGCACCAAUAAAGUGUGUAAGUACAAAGAGUGUAUUAUGGGUUAUUAUACUAGACCAGUAAAGUGUGUAAGUACAAAG